AUGACUCAACAAACAUUUAAAAUAAUUCUUGUUGGAGAUUCAUUUGUUGGAAAAACAUCAAUUAUAAAUAGAUUCAUUAAUGCAGAAUAUUCAACUGAUUAUAAAUCUACGAUUGGGUCAGAUAUAUCACAAAAAGAAAUUAUUGUAGAUGGAUUAUUAUAUUCACUUAGUAUUUGGGAUACUGCAGGACAUGAAAAAUAUCAAAGUGUUAUUAAAUCAUUUUAUCGUGGAAGUGAUUUUUGUUUAUUAGUUUAUGACGUUACUAAUGAAGAAUCUUUUAUUCAUUUAGAUAAGUGGUGGAAUGAAUAUCAACAAGAAGACAGUGAUAAAGCAAAUGAAGCUGUUGUAAUGGUCAUUGGAAAUAAAGUUGAUAAAGUUCAAGAAAGAAUUAUUACAGAAGAGCAAGGAAAGUCUUUUGCUAAUCAAAGAGGAUGGUUAUAUAAAGAAACUAGUGCAUCAGAAAAUAUAGGAAUUGAAGAAAUGUUUAAAGAAUUGAUACGUUCAAAAAAUCCUUUAAAAAAUUCAGUAAAAUAUCCUCAACCACCUCCAAUUGUUGAAGUACAAUUAAAUAUUCACAAAGAACACUGUUGUUGA
Molecule: messenger RNA, 594 nt
Organism: Entamoeba dispar SAW760
Lineage: Eukaryota; Evosea; Mastigamoebida; Endamoebidae
Product: rab7, putative
Exons: 2
Coding region: 1-594 (197 amino acids)
Molecular function (GO): GTP binding; GTPase activity
Source: RefSeq, a predicted model, not a curated record